This is a messenger RNA of Gigantopelta aegis, 3238 nucleotides long. RefSeq names its product flavin-containing monooxygenase FMO GS-OX-like 2. Lineage: Eukaryota; Metazoa; Mollusca; Gastropoda; Neomphalida; Peltospiridae. The transcript has 6 exons. The record is from RefSeq and is a predicted model, not a curated record. The coding region runs from base 143 to 1420 and encodes 425 amino acids. Gene Ontology annotation, molecular function: flavin adenine dinucleotide binding; N,N-dimethylaniline monooxygenase activity; NADP binding.
UAAACCGAAUGACCAUUUCGGGAACCAGUCAAAUAGAUCACGAACGUUUUUGUCGCUCGCUGUCGCUGAGAGGCAUGGUACGGUGGUGUUAUUUACCAAUCUUUCAGAUUUCGACAAGUACGUCUUGGCUCUGACAACAGAUAUGAUUCGUGUGGCUGUGAUAGGAGCUGGUGCUGGUGGGUUGUGUGCUCUUCGUCACCUCUGUGCCAAACCAGCCACGUUUGAUCCCGUCUGUUUUGAACAGAGUGGUCGUGUUGGAGGAACAUGGGUUUACACAGACGAGACUGGUACUGACCAGUAUGGGAUGCCGAUAUUUUCCAGCAUGUAUCAAGAGUUGUUAACCAAUCUUCCAAAAGAAUCCAUGGCCUUUCCAGGUUUUCCAUUUGACAAGAAGUUGCCAUCUUUUAUCAAGAGCCAAGAUGUCUUGGAGUAUUUGGAAGACUAUGCUGAUCACUAUGAUGUCAUUAAAAAAAUUAAGUUUUACCAGUAUGUGCAGAAAGUACGGCCCAUUGAUCAAGAGAAAGUCACGGUCAAAUGGGAGGUCACAUAUAAUGAUGUCCGAGACACGUCACAGGUCUCUACAGAAAUAUUUGAUGGUGUUAUUGUUUGCAAUGGCCACUACUUUGUUCCUCUAAUUCCACAAAUACAGGGAAUGGAUAUUUUUAAAGGGCAGAUAAUCCACAGUCACAAUUACAGAGAGCCAUCUCCAUUCGAACAUCAAAGAGUUGUCUGUCUUGGAGCAUCAUCGUCCGGUGUUGACAUAGCUAUUCUGUUAAGCAAAGUAGCCAAUAAGGUGUAUCUAAGUCACAACAAAGGUACCCUCAAGUCACAGUUUCCAGACAACGUUGAACUUAAGGCAGGAAUCAAGUGUCUGAAAGAAAAUUCGGUCGUGUUCCAAGGAGGCGAAGAAGAAGAAGAAAUUGACAGCCUCAUUCUCUGUACAGGCUACAGAUUUGUCUUCCCAUUCCUCUCUGAAGACUGCAAACUGGACAUAACAGACGAGAGAGUUACGCCAUUAUACAAACACAUGAUUCACACACAGUUCCCCUCUUUAUCCUUUAUAGGGAUCUGCAAAGUGAUUUGCCCCUUCCCGUUCUUUCACAUGCAGGUUCAGCUAGCAUUGGCGGUGCUUGACGGGUCAGUGGAAUUACCAUCUAAAGAAGACAUGGAUAAGGAUACUGAGGCUGAUUUCAGAAAGAGGCUGGAGCAGGGGUUGCCAUGGAGACACGCUCACCACAUGAAGGAGAAGCAGUGGGAUUACAAUGAUGAGCUGGCAGCCAUUGUUAAGAGUGAUCCCAUUCCAAAAAGUGUGAGCGAUCUCUAUAACCAUGUGGCCGUGGACAGAUCGUCAAAUAUUUUGAAUUACAAAAAGAAAAAUUAUGUUCUAACAGGUCCAGAAACAUUUGAAGAAGUCCAGUGAAUUCCAUAUUUGUCCUUUCUUUGAUCUUAUGGUGUGCCAAGAACUCACUGAAAUGCAACAUGCCUCAAAUAUUUGUAUUUAUACUGAAACAUAUCAAACAGAUUACAAUAUCUAGUCCUGCUUUUUACCUUUAUCUUUAUAUUUAUCCUCUAUUGAAUUCAGGGGCUGCGCAGAUGGUACGGCUGGUACGGCCAUGGCUGUACCAGUUUUCAAAGAGGUUCAGCAUGGCCGUCCCACCUGUAUCUGUGAAAAUGUCCUUCACGGGUGAAUUUGAAAGGAUAAUCUGACAAGUUUGAGCUGUACCACUGUUUUGUUCAAUUUAAUGGUUGUCCAUAGGCUACCAGGCAUCAGAUAUGAUGUGGUGACCCAGCAAUAUGUUAUUGUAGCUUGAAAGUUUUAAGUUAUCCAGAUUCAUAUAAUUCAAACGUUUUUAAAAUUAACUAUCAGGUAGCCCGCCGGGCUUUGACACUGACAGUACUUUAUGGUUACUCGAUUAAUAAAUUGGGUAGCCAAGGGUAUCCGGUCACAGGAAUGUUCCAAGCCCGAGGUCUAAUGGAAAACCUGUUUUAUUUUUAUUGACAAUUAAUGAAUUGUGUCCUGCUGAACAUCAAUAGCAUCUUUGAAAGGAAAUACACUAAUGUUAUAAAUGACAUAUCACUUUAACAAAACAAUAAUCUUACCAUAUCUGUAAAUUGUUUUGUGUAAAAAUUAUUUAUAGAAAUGAUUUUACAAAAUGAUGGUGUGUGCAUGUGUGUGCAUUGUGUGUGUGUGUGCACUGUGUGUGUGUAUGUGUGUGUGUAUGUGUGUGGUGAUACUAAAGAUGCAAUAUUUCUUUACCAUCCCAGGGAUGUAUUUAAUGAGGAGGAAGACAAGCCCCACCACCCACUCACCCUUGAACAUAGUCGAUACAAAAAUUAGUUCGGCCCGGUAGGAGACGUAUUGCUUUAUUAGCAGUACUCUCAAAAUGCUUGUGGUAGUUCCGCCCCACUGAUUUCAGAAUAGAUAUGGGUCAGCAUUCUAUACCUUAAACGGCUGUUGCCAUUUUAAAAGGUUUUCAGCAAAGCAAAUAUUUUUACAUUAUUAAUAUUUCAAUUUAUUUCCCAUAUGGUUAAAAAUAUCUUGGUACAUAUCAAAAUGAUACGUCCCACUAGAGACCGGCACCUGUGCCCAGGACAGCCGUGCGCUACAACAGCUUAUUCUGAAUGUGCACGUUAAACACUCUGACCUGACCUGACUAUAACGCCAAGUGGGAUGUAACACUUCAACGUCUUCGAUUGGCGAACAACAACCUUACGGGAACGUCGACUAAACUAGUUCAGUGAUAUAAAUUAUGAUCGAACGGAGGGGGAGUUAAACUAGCCUAGCUAUCUAAUUUGAAGGGUUAAACCCGUAUAGUGUAGGUAUUGGUUUAAAAAGCCUAGUACUUGGCAUACUUAACUUUAUUACCAAUGCAAUGAAACGAAACUAACGGUGGCAAGUAGCAAUUGUAUACAUAUAUGCACCAAUCUAGGUACUUAGCGCUAAGAUCAUCUUAAGUACCUAACUACAUUGUAUGCACUUAACGUGAUUUCAGCGCUAAGAUCGCUUCGUAGAACGGAACCCAGUUGUAAAUAUUUAAAGAUUAAAAAUAAUCUCGAAAUUACAGCUUUAAAUUAUGUGAUUAUCAAUGUAAACUGUGAUACCAGUCAUGUUUGUUUUUCACCUGAUUAGUAGAUGUUAGGUUUUUUAGAACAUGGAAUGUGCAAUUCUGUAAUUAUCUAUAUAUGCAGCAAUGCGAUAUCCAUUGUUUAGCCAUGAUUAAACUCUACUUCUGAGGUA